Molecule: messenger RNA, 3962 nt
Organism: Zootoca vivipara (common lizard)
Lineage: Eukaryota; Metazoa; Chordata; Lepidosauria; Squamata; Lacertidae
Gene: MPLKIP
Product: M-phase specific PLK1 interacting protein
Cellular component (GO): nucleus; midbody; centrosome
Source: RefSeq, a predicted model, not a curated record
CCGGAAGGUCUCCCGCGGGUCCUCCGCCGGCUGCCGCCAUGUACCGGCAAGGCUUCCGGCCCCCCACGCCCCCUGGCUCCGGCUUCCGCGGUCCUCACCCGGGAGGUGGCGGCGGCCCUCCCUUCCCGGGCUCCCCUCAGGGCUACGGGAGCCCCCGGCACACGUCCCCCUACGGGCACCGCGCGCGGCCCUACGACUUCGGGGGGCCCUCGCCGCGCCGGCCCUGCAGCGCCAGCCCCGGCGGCGGCGGCUACGCUCCCUACGGCGGAGGCGGCAGGUCCCCCGGGGGGGCCUUCCAGCAGCACCAGCAGCAGCAGCAGCCUUUCAAGCAGCAGCACUCCGGGGGCUUCCGGAGAUAUAGCCAGGGAUCACCCAGGACAUCUACCCCAUUGGGAACACCACAUGGCAGAGAGAAAAGAGGGUCUAAUGAUGAUGUGGAAAACUAUUACAAACCUUCAAUGCUUGAAGACCCCUGGGCUGGCCUAGAGCCCAUAUCCGUUACGGAUGUUAACCAGCAAUACAGCAGUGAGCAAACUACAUACACUGGCAAAAAGGGGAGGUAUUUCAGUUAACAUUUCUGCAAGUGGGAAAACGAAACAACUGUGAGAAAACUGGGACAACCUUCAUACGUAAGAUGGCAAGUAAUAAAGAACUUAAAAAAUGCUUUUAUUUGAACUGACCAUAUGGCAGUAGGACAUCCACCUAUGAAGAACAAAAUAUUCUUUAGUCACCAGCAAAUCAGUCUGUGUCAGUUUCUUAUAUUCAUCUCUUCCAUGCCAGAUUAUACAGUAUUAACCUGAGAAAGCGGUAUAUUUUAGGUUUGAACAUUUUAGUUUUAAAAUAAAGUAAAUGUUUUGUAAAACUCACAAAUGCUUUACUACUUUUUGUUAAGUCGUACUAGAGGUAAUACUAUUGAAAUGUCUUGCAGCCUGUAAAUACAUGUAGCUUAUAGAAGCUAUUAUACAAUAUCUGCUAAAAUUGUUCAACAUUAGAAUUGCCAAUCUUGCAACCUUUUCUGUUCAGAAAGUCAUCUUUACCUAUAUAUUUUCGUAUUUGAAAAAUUCUAUUUGGGAACAAAACUUUACUAAUUUGUAACAAAAGACCACCUUAUAAAAAUCCAUGUUGAACCUGCAUACAAAAAUUACCUCAUUUAAAUAAGCCACUAAGUAGAACUGGGUAAACCUAGGGGCAACAAAGAUUUGUGCGCCUGAUAAAUACACUGCUUCUGUCAGUUUUUCAAAUGUCAGCUUUUGUUAGGGUUUUUAUUUAGGAGUACAAGAUGACUGGGCUUUGCGAGUUUGGUUUUUGCUCUACAUUUCAAAAGCAGAUUAAUAGAGAAUGAAAUAAGUUAGUGCAAAAUCUUUAACUUACUUGAGUCUGAUAAUUUUUGGAAACCUCACAAUACAUUUUCUGCUACUUGGCUUUGUAGACCCUUGAGUAACUGGACUUGCUUCAGUUUUUAAAAAUGCAGCUUUUCAUGACUUUAUUUCUGUAGUGUCCAUGGUGGAUUUAUUCGCCACCUGUGGUUAUAACUUAUGGACUACUUAUUUUAUAUUACUGCUGCUAUACCAGCAAGAAUGGAAAGUAUAAACAUUCACAUUUUCCCAGUUUAAACCUAAUGGAGAAAUUAAAUAUUUUGAUAAGGAAAGGAAAUCUAGCAAUGAGUUGGUUAUGCGUAUAAUUUAGAGGUGCAUUCAGACAACACUUUUUUUAGCUCACCCACAAAUAGAUUUACUUCAAAAAAGGAUUUAGAGGUUUGUGUACAGAGCUGUUGCCUAAUGUCCAAUGCCUAUGAUGCAGCUUUCUCUGUGUAGCAGGCUAAAUUGUGAACUUCAAAAGCUACAGGGGGUACCUAUGUAUGUAAAAGUUUAUCAUGUUUAGUACUUUUUGGAAAUCAAAUACAGUAUAUUCCUGCGUAUAAGACUACUUUUUAACCCAGGAAAAUCUUCUCAAAAGUCAGGGGUCGUCUUAUACGCCGGGUCGUAUUUCUUAUACAGUGAGUAUAUCCCAAACUCUAUAUUUUAACUGGAAAAGUUGGGGGUCGUCUUAUACGCCCAGUCGUCUUAUACGCCGGAAUAUACGGUAACCAACUGUUUUGGAUUUCUAUAAUACAAAAUCUUUGCAAAGGGUAUGGAUUUGAUUUGAUUUUUAUUUUUUUUAAUAAAAAUGCUGUUGAAAUCGAAGCAUCAGUUCUACAUUGUUUUUGAGACAAGUCUUUUCACAAUAAACACAUCCAUUUCCCAGUAUGAUUACUCAUGAGUCACUUGCAUUUGCUAGUUACAGAUAGGUAGCCGCCGUGUUGGUCUGACAUAGUCGGAACAAAAUAAAAAAAUUCCUUCCAGCAGCACCUUAGAGACCAACUAACUUUGUCAUUGGUAUGAGCUUUCGUGUGCAUGCACACUUCUUCAGUGUGCAUUUGCUAGUCAUUGAAACCAGAUUACUCUUCUGAAAUCUGAGUAAGCAAUUAGCACUGCCAAGAACCUGCAUCAACCACAUAUAAUCUUAAACUACUAAAGCUUGUGUUUAUAUGCAAUAUAAGGCUGUGGAAAUUGCCGACAAGCAGCUCAUCACAUGGGAGAUGUAACAUUUGAACAGUAUCUAUGUUACUGGUGGAUUUUAAGUGCUCUAAUGAACCUGCAGCCCCCUUCUACUUGUUUAGCCAAUUCAUGUGAGUAAUCUCUCCUUUUAAGCCAAAUUAUUCCUAAAUAAACUGAAUUUAAUACAACUGUAUUAUUUGAUAGCCAAUUAAAAAUGGUUUACAAAUGAGUUUAAUGCAAGGUAACUUGAUUUACAGGAAAUAACUAAUGCAAAUGUUGUUUAGUCGUGUCCGACCCUUCAUGACCCCAUGGACCAGAGCAUGCCAGGCACUCCUGUCUUCCACUGCCUCCCGCAGUUUGGUCAGACUCAUGUUUGUAGCUUCGAGACACUGUCCAACCAUCUCGUCCUCUGUCAUCCCCUUCUCCUAGUGCCCUCAAUCUUUCCCAACAUCAGGGUCUUUUCCAGGGAGUUCUCUUCUCAUGAGGUGGCCAAAGUAUUGGAGCCUCAGCUUCACGAUCUGUCCCUACAGUGAGCACUCAGGGCUAAUGCAAAUAGUAGGUGCUAUAUGGUAGUGUGGUUAGCAGCAACCACACUAUUGAAUAAGGUAUGGCUUAAACACUGUUGGGUUAUUAAACUAACCCAUUUCCAGUGUCUCAUAGAAAUGUAGAUUUGGAAGUCCAACCUCCUGCAAUGCAGAAAUCUCAAUUAGAUCAUACAUGGCACAUGGCCAUUCAACCUCUGCUUAAAAUCCUCCAAGGGAAGAGAAUCCACCAGCUACCAUCCACAAGAAGAGAAUUAGGGUGGAAAGCCUAAGGUAAACUGAGGGUGUGUGGAGGCUAAAUUAUAAGCAAUCACAUUAUGAAGAUGUUCAACAUGUUUACUGUUUACAUCAAGGGUUGUAAACAACCCCCUUUUUGCCCAGAGGCUUGCAUUCAAUUUCGGCCAGUCCUUGAGGGACUGCAUGCCAACAACUUCUGUGACUACACACACACACACACAGGUCCCCUUCUUGAACUAAUCCAUGCAGAUCAGCUGAGAAGGGAAGAUUUAUCACCAAUCUGAUGACAAAAGAAUUGCUGGGCAGUCCCUGCAACUUUAAACAAUCUCCACCAAUCACAGUGCUGUCUCUACUUAAAAGCAAGCUUUUGCCAGCUCUAGAAGGGGGUGAGGUGGCAAAAGCGGAGGUUUUUGUACAGAAUAUUUAUCCCCAAAUAUUUAUCCAUAAGUGUAAUUAAGCAAUAGACUUUUUUCCCCUAGGCAUAAUCCCUUUUAGCCUAGCAAUAAGGAGGCAGGAUGGAGGGUCCCCUAGUGUCCUUAAGGAACAAAGAAUGUGGGAGAAGAAACAUUGGAAAGAGAAAAAAUCACUGCAUCCUUUUCAACUUGCGUUGAGACACAGGUAAAAGGUAAUAAGUAAAUACAUACUA